This is a messenger RNA of Perkinsus marinus ATCC 50983, 471 nucleotides long. RefSeq lists its product as hypothetical. The transcript has 6 exons. The record is from RefSeq and is a predicted model, not a curated record. Bases 1 to 471 code for a protein of 156 amino acids. NCBI's taxonomy places the organism in Eukaryota, Perkinsozoa, Perkinsida, Perkinsidae.
AUGACCACUCUGUGUGGGAGUUCGGUAGAAAGAGUCUUAAAGAUCUGUGAUGAAGUCUCAAAAGAUGUCGGUAUGGAGACAACGCCUUUCGUCGUCGAUUGGUACAACGACUUUCGAAUAGAAGUUGCUCCGGAAUUACCACAACUAAUUGAAGUUUCCGGAAGGAAUCGUUUGGGCGUGAUUUGCAUUUCUAACAAAAAUUUCUUUCGAGGAAUUUUGACGGUAUUUUUUCCUUUGAUAGCAGUAGCAGCGUCAUCUGCUUGCGCUUCUGUUGCAUUUUUCACUACUGUUGUUACAUUGGCCAUUCCUAAGCUGUUUAAUAACUGGCAGAUGAUUGAGGACAAUGGGCGAUACUGGAUACAAGCAACUGGUGAUACUGUUAAGAUGAGGGGUGUUGACGAACAGACUCAUUGCAAAGGAUCUACGAGAGGAGACCUACGGACCCCUCUAUUACACGAAAAAGGUGGUUGA